AUGGAUCCGAAAAACUGCAAGGCCAGGGUAAUUUCUCGAGAGCCAUUGGACUCCAAAGACGCCGAGUGGAAACGGCUGGUCAAGACCGUCUACGCAGAUCCCAAUGGGGUGCAACGAACAUGGGAGUCCGCUGAGAUGCAGACUCGACCGGCAGAUGCUGUCGUGGAUGGCGUCAGCAUCGUGAGCAUCCUGCAAAAGGCCACAGGUCCGGAGCUUCUCCUCCUCAAACAAUACCGCCCUGCACUGGAUAAGAUAGCGAUUGAAAUUCCUGGCGGAUUGAUCGAUGCUGGUGAGACCAUCGAGCAGUGUGCAGUGCGUGAAUUGAGGGAGGAAACGGGGUAUGUGGGCGUCGCGGAGAAGGGGAGUGGUGUUUUAUUCAACUCCCCCGGAUUCAGCAGUAACAGCUUUAACCUGGUUCAUGUGCAGGUGGACAUGUCUGCCCCAGAGAACCAGAACCCACGUCCAGACUGGGAUGAGGCGGAGUUUAUUGAGGUUAUCUCGUUGCCGGUUGAUUCUUUGGCUGCCGAGUUGAAGAUCCUAGAGACGGAAGGGUAUGCCGUGGAAACACGGGUUGUUGCGAUUGCAGAAGGCGUUGAGUUGGCGAAGAAAUGGAAGCUGUAGAUACUUUGAGUUAUUAGACAUUCAAGAUCAUAUCACGUGAUAUAUACACCAGGUGAUACAGGAACAGCUGGCAAAGUGUUCACCUCGACGCCCCACCAUCAUUUGGUUGAUAUCAUAUGGAUGGUUCAAUUGUCAGUAGUUGGUAGAUCUAAUGCCGCUGAUAAAAAACAGUCACAGUCACGUCCUCGACAUAAUUCACCCAACCCCGCCGACAAGCCUUGGGAAACACAUGUAUAG
Messenger RNA from Aspergillus wentii DTO 134E9, 858 nucleotides. RefSeq lists its product as uncharacterized. The record is from RefSeq and is a predicted model, not a curated record. Gene Ontology annotation, molecular function: ADP-ribose diphosphatase activity. Gene Ontology annotation, biological process: nucleoside phosphate metabolic process; ribose phosphate metabolic process. The transcript has 4 exons. Bases 1 to 621 code for a protein of 206 amino acids. Gene Ontology annotation, cellular component: cytosol; nucleus. Lineage: Eukaryota; Fungi; Ascomycota; Eurotiomycetes; Eurotiales; Aspergillaceae.